ACAUCAACUUCACUAGCGUCGUCAAAUCAGAAUAUUUUUUCUUUCAGUUGAGAAAACUUGAAGAAAAGUCAGACAUGAGUCUCUCUGGAAAAGACAGGGCCGUGGUGAGGGCUUUUUGGGACAAGGUGAGCCCCAAGGCCAGCGACCUCGGAGCUGAGGCUCUGGGCAGGAUGCUGACUGUAUACCCGCAGACCAAGACCUACUUUUCGCACUGGGCGGAUUUGGGUGCUGACUCCGCACAGGUGAAAAAGCAUGGCGCAACCAUCAUGGCAGCUGUUGGAGAGGCCGUCGGAAAGGACGACCUUGUGGCUGCUGUCUCCAAACUCAGCGAGCUGCAUGCCUUCAAGCUCAGAGUGGAUCCUGCCAACUUCAGGAUCCUGGCCCACAACAUCAUCCUAACUAUGGCCAUGUACUUCCCUGGAGACUUCACUCCAGAGGUCCAUGUCUCAGUUGACAAGUUCCUGCAGAACCUGGCCUGGGCUCUGUCUGAGAGAUACCGCUAAACCCUAUCGAUUCAGGGGGCAUCGACUGCACACACGCGGCAUGUCAUCCACAAGAUCCCUUUUAAAACUGGAAGGGUUUGUUGAAUAAAUCGAAUAAAUGUGAAAUGUCCAGA
Molecule: messenger RNA, 616 nt
Organism: Lates calcarifer (barramundi perch)
Lineage: Eukaryota; Metazoa; Chordata; Actinopteri; Centropomidae
Product: hemoglobin subunit alpha-A-like
Biological process (GO): hydrogen peroxide catabolic process; oxygen transport
Cellular component (GO): hemoglobin complex; haptoglobin-hemoglobin complex; blood microparticle
Molecular function (GO): oxygen binding; haptoglobin binding; peroxidase activity
Source: RefSeq, a predicted model, not a curated record